This is a messenger RNA of Syngnathoides biaculeatus (alligator pipefish), 1426 nucleotides long. It is a transcript of the gene casp3b, whose product is annotated as caspase 3, apoptosis-related cysteine peptidase b. The transcript is spliced from 7 exons. The coding region runs from base 110 to 1000 and encodes 296 amino acids. Gene Ontology annotation, biological process: erythrocyte differentiation; keratinocyte differentiation; proteolysis. The record is from RefSeq and is a predicted model, not a curated record. NCBI's taxonomy places the organism in Eukaryota, Metazoa, Chordata, Actinopteri, Syngnathiformes, Syngnathidae. Gene Ontology annotation, cellular component: cytoplasm.
GUUUUGACAAAAAGACGUCUCAUUGGCUGGGACUUUCAUGUUGUGUUCGACUUGUUAGUAGGUAGAGCUCAUUCACGCAGUGUGUCACUCAAGUGUGGGGGAAAAAAACAUGGCCGAAAGCGGAGAUGCUCCUUCUGUGGCGGUGCCUGAAGACAAUUUGGAUGCCUUCAAUGUGUUUUCAAAUAGGAAGAAUUCAUCAAAUGCAGACAGUAAGAAAGCUGAGGAAAUUGAUUCUGUACCCAUCAGCAAAGGGUCAGGCUGCGACCUAUAUCACUACAAGAUGGACUACCCACACAUGGGAAUGUGCCUGAUUAUCAACAAUAAGAACUUCGACAGCAGCACAAAGAUGAGCACCCGUAACGGGACAGAUGUUGAUGCUGCUUUUGCCAUGAAGACGUUUUCUGAACUUGGUUAUACUAUUAAAGUGGCCACUGAUCAGACUGUAAAGCAGAUGAAGACUCUCAUGCAAAGUGUAUCCAAAGAGGACCACAGCCAGAGUGCUUCCUUUGUGUGUGUGUUGCUAAGUCAUGGCGAAGAGGGUGUGAUAUAUGGAACAGAUGGAUUUGAAAUGCUUGAAAACCUGACAAAACCUUUUAAAGGACAUCGCUGCAGGUCUCUGGUGGGAAAGCCAAAGCUGUUUUUUAUACAGGCAUGCCGUGGAUCAGAAUUAGAUGACGGGACAAGCAUCCAAGUUGACAGUGGAGAGGAGCAGUCGUCAGAGAGAAUUCCUGUGGAGGCGGACUUCUUGUAUGCUUAUUCUACAGCUCCAGGCUAUUAUUCAUGGAGGAACACACAAAAUGGUUCUUGGUUCAUGCAGGCACUGUGUGAGAUGUUGCAUCGUUUCAAAGGAGAGUUGGAACUGAUGCAGAUCAUGACUCGGGUGAAUCACAAGGUGGCAAUGCACUUCGAAUCCAGCUCCAACCUCCCUGGUUUUAGCAGCAAGAAGCAGAUUCCCUGCAUUGUCUCCAUGUUAACCAAAGACAUUUACUUCCCUAAAUGAACUAAUUUAUGGUCUGAAAAUUACACAGCAGUGGCAAGAAAAAAAAAAGUCAGCUAUCAACUUGAGCACUAUCAAAGUUCUUUUGCAUUUUCAUUUUAAGCUAUCUGUUGAUAGUUUUACCUGUCUUUUUACCACAACAUAUUUAAAGAGCUUCCAUUGGUAUCCCAAUACAGUGAGUCAAGGGUUUUUAUUUUAAGGGUGGGGGGUACAUGUGGUCUGUUUUAGGUCUUGAAAAAGAAUCUUGUGGAAUUCCUGUAUGUACCUAUGAUGACAUGACAUUUUCACACAGAAAAGUGUGGCAUUGGCAAGGAAUACUUUCAAUUGCCCAGCUCAGAUUGGGAAACAUGUGUGCUGUCAAAUAAAAUGUUAGAAAUGUAUUUUCUAUACUCCAUACAAAUUCUGCAUUUAAGUACUGAAAAAAAUAAA